AUGCAGUUAAUGGAAAAGGGGGGAUUUCAAUUAAGGAAAUGGGCAUCAAAUUCGAUCGAACUUCUCAAGGAUUUGUCUGUUGACCAAUCGGAAGUAACCGAUCAUCUAAUCCUGACGGAAGAUUCACUUAAAGUUCUCGGCCUGUCAUGGAUGCCUAACGAAGACGUGUUUCGCUUGGUCGUGAACUCGACCACCCCCAGCGUUCCUACCAAACGCUCAAUUCUUUCAUUUAUCGCGAGGCUUUACGACCCUCUCGGAUGGGCCGCUCCCGUCGUGAUCGUGGCAAAAAUAAUACUUCAAGAGCUGUGGUUGUUACAUUGCGAAUGGGACUCUCUCAUCUCCGAUGAGUUAACGUCCCGUUGGAAUUAUUUUGUAUCAGAAUUUCACAAAUUAGAAAUGAUCAAAAUUCCACGGUGGACUGGUCAAGGUCCACAAACUCUCGCGCUAGAGAUACACGGUUUCGCUGACGCGUCAAAUCGAGCUUAUGCCGCCGUCGUAUAUCUUCGCGUCUAUCAUUCGCUUUCAGACUUCGCAAUAAAUUUAAUCGCAGCAAAAACAAAGGUCGCGCCCGUGAAAACCGUGAGCAUCCCGCGUCUAGAGUUAAACGCGGUAGUGUUAUUGAGUCGCCUCGUAAAGUGGACUGUUAAUUCGUUGCAGUUAGUUGGAACUCCGAUCCAUUGUUGGACGGAUUCCACGAUAGCUCUGGCGUGGUUGCGCCAGCACCCAUCAAAGUGGAACACAUACGUGGCCAACCGCGUGGCUGAAAUACAGAACAAUUUGCCAUCUACUCGGUGGAGUCACGUACCAUCGGCAGAGAACCCGGCGGAUUGUGCGUCGCGCGGGCUAUCCGCGUCUGAGUUAGUGUCGCAUUCGCUAUGGUGGACGGGACCACCAUGGUUUCGGCAACCUUCAACGGCUUGGCCGAUUCAUGAUAUGACGAAUACUAGACCCACUAAUGAACUACAGCAAGUUUCAGCUGAACUGCGAAAAACCAAAGUUCUUCACAUUGAAGGUGAAGAAGAGUGGGAUCUACUUUACAAUUUUCAAGUUGGACGAAGCUCGUCCGAGUGA
Nylanderia fulva is the source of this 1071-nucleotide messenger RNA. Lineage: Eukaryota; Metazoa; Arthropoda; Insecta; Hymenoptera; Formicidae. The record is from RefSeq and is a predicted model, not a curated record.